This is a messenger RNA of Sphaerodactylus townsendi, 1080 nucleotides long. RefSeq names its product serine protease 27-like. Gene Ontology annotation, molecular function: serine-type endopeptidase activity. Gene Ontology annotation, biological process: proteolysis. The record is from RefSeq and is a predicted model, not a curated record. The coding region runs from base 1 to 1080 and encodes 359 amino acids. Lineage: Eukaryota; Metazoa; Chordata; Lepidosauria; Squamata; Sphaerodactylidae. The transcript is spliced from 6 exons.
AUGCGACUGGAGCGGAGCAACUGUGAAGAUACCUCAGAAGGAUCAGAGGAGCAAAAGGAGAGGACCAUGCCCGUUGUGCCCCCUUUCCUGGUUGUAGGGCUGCUUCAUCUGGCUAUACUACAAGGUGUUGUUUGCUCAGAUGCAGUCUGCGGGCAGAAAGGGCACUCCUCAAGUUCGACGCGCAUCGUUGGGGGGCAACCAGCCGAUAAGGGAGAGUGGCCCUGGCAGGCCAGCAUCCAGAUCAGAGGCCAGCACAUUUGUGGAGGCUCCCUCAUCACUGACCAAUGGGUGCUGACAGCCGCUCACUGCAUGACCAUAGGGUGCGCCUAUGAAGUGGAAUUGGGGGUCUAUCAACUUCAAAAUCAUUCUGAGGAAGAGCGACAGUUAUUCAGCCUAAAGCAGACUAUCGUCCACCAUGACUACGAAUACACUGACGCCUCCCCGGGAGAUGUUGCUCUGGUGGAACUGACAUCGCCUGUAAAUUUCACCAGCAGCAUCCUUCCCAUCUGCUUGCCCAAUUCUUCUGUUUGGUUCCCAAGUGGAAAAAAAUGCUGGGUCACUGGAUGGGGAGACAUUGGCUCAAACAAGCCCUUGGACUCCCCACAAACUCUUCAGGAAGUGGAGGUGCCAAUCGUAGACAGAGACACUUGCAAUCAACUCUUCAACACUCAUGCACAGAACAUUGGUGUGACUAGUCCAGUCAAGGAAGAUAUGAUUUGUGCUGGUUAUAAAGAAGGUGGAAAGGAUUCCUGCCAGGGUGACUCUGGAGGCCCCUUGGUUUGCCAGUGUGAUGAAGCCUGGGUCUUGGCUGGGGUUGUAAGUUGGGGAUAUGGCUGUGCUUUACCCAACUUCCUUGGCGUCUAUGCCUCCGUGCCUUACUAUGCUGACUGGAUCUUGCAACAUAUACCCAGCAUGACUUUUGUGACAUGCACAAAUGGCCAAGAUUCUGGUGAUGAUGGUGGACCACCAAAUAAUGGUGAGGAUGCCGGGAAUGAUGGUGGACUACCAAAUUACGGUGGACUACCAAAGACCUUCAUUCUGCUGCUGUCCCUUGGGCAUCUCACAUUUGCUCUCCUGUGA